Molecule: messenger RNA, 1236 nt
Organism: Entamoeba dispar SAW760
Lineage: Eukaryota; Evosea; Mastigamoebida; Endamoebidae
Product: serine/threonine protein kinase Chk2, putative
Exons: 2
Coding region: 1-1236 (411 amino acids)
Biological process (GO): protein phosphorylation
Molecular function (GO): ATP binding; protein binding; protein kinase activity
Source: RefSeq, a predicted model, not a curated record
AUGACAGAUUCAGCAUGGGGAAUAUUGGAAUGUACAAAUUCAAAAUAUCCAUCUAUUCCACUUUAUGAUACAACAAAUAUAUUUGGAAGAAAUAAUACAACAAUGAAAAUAAGAAAUCUUACAAUUUCAUCAAGACAUUUCAUUAUUCAAAUUAAACAAGAAGGAAAAGAAAAUAAAUAUAUUUGUAUUGAUACAUCAAGAAAUGGAACAUAUAUAAAUAAUGAAAUUAUGGGGAAAAGAAUGACAACAAAAGAAAUUAAAAUUUAUGAUGAAAUUAGUAUGCUUGAUCCACAAAAAGAUGAAGGAAGUAUAUCAUAUAUAUUUAUUCCAUUUGAAGAACAAAAAAAAGAAAAAAGAGAAGGAGGACCACAAAAUAAAUAUGAUAUUGGAAAAUAUUUAGGAAGUGGGAAUUUUGCACGAGUAAGAGAAGUAAUAGAAAAAAAUAAUAAACAAAAAUAUGCAAUAAAAAUUAUUGAUCGUCAAAAAAUGAAAGAAAUAGGAGAAAAUGAAAAAAUAAUAUUAAAUGAAUAUUCUAUAUUAAAAAAACUUCAUCAUAUUAAUAUUAUUCAAUUAAAUGAUGUAUUUCUUACACAAAAAUAUUUUUAUUUAGUAUUUGAAUUAGUAGAUGGAGGAGAUUUAUUUAAAUUAACAUUAAAUAAAGGAUGUUUAAAUGAAAAAGAAUGUAGAAUUGUAAUGAAACAAAUAUUUUAUGGACUUAAAUAUUUACAUCAAAAUAAAAUAAUUCAUAGAGAUAUUAAAUUAGAAAAUAUUUUAUUAACAUCAAAUGGUAUUAUUAAAAUAUCAGAUUUUGGUUUAAGUAAAGAUACAAAAAAAAGUAUUGCAGAAACAAUGUGUGGAACACCAAUGUAUGUAUCUCCCGAAUUACUUAAUGGUCAAUCUUAUAAUGAAAAAACAGAUAUUUGGAGUGCUGGUGUAGUAUUAUAUACAAUUGCAUGUGGUUUUCAACCAUUUAGAAGUGAAAAUGAAAUAGAAGAUGGAAAAGGUGGAAAUAGAGAAUUAUUUGAUUUAAUACUUAAUGGAUAUUAUCAAUUUAUUUCACCAUAUUGGGAUAAUAUUUCACUUGAACUUAAAGAUUUAAUUAGUCAUAUGUUAAUUGUAAAUCCAAAACAAAGAUAUGAUAUUGAAGAAUGUUUAUCACAUCCAUUUAUAAUUAAUACUAAAAGAGAUCAUUUAGAUUUAAAUCAACCAUUUAUAAAACGAGAAUAUGAUAGAUAA